UUCCACCGAAGAAGAAGACGUGCGGAAGUACGGCUUCCAAACAUAUUCCAGUUGGAGGAGUAAAAACACAGCAGAGCGCCGUCUUUCCGUUAAAAAGAGCUCAAAUCUCGGACUGACCGUUUCUUAGCAAGACAAUGGGCACUAGAGAUGAUGAAUACGAUUACCUGUUCAAAGUGGUCCUGAUUGGAGACUCGGGGGUGGGAAAGAGUAACCUGCUGUCCCGCUUCACCCGGAACGAGUUCAACCUGGAGAGUAAGAGCACCAUCGGAGUGGAGUUCGCUACGCGCAGCAUCCAGGUGGACGGAAAGACGGUGAAGGCUCAGAUCUGGGAUACAGCCGGCCAGGAGCGCUACCGAGCCAUCACGUCAGCGUACUACCGCGGAGCGGUGGGAGCUCUGCUGGUCUACGACAUCGCCAAGCAUUUAACCUAUGAGAACGUGGAGCGCUGGCUGAAGGAGCUGAGAGAUCACGCCGACAGCAACAUCGUCAUCAUGCUGGUGGGCAACAAAAGCGACCUGCGCCACCUCCGGGCCGUUCCCACCGACGAGGCCCGGGCUUUUGCUGAGAAGAAUGGUUUAUCUUUUCUGGAGACGUCGGCUCUGGACUCCACCAACGUCGAGACGGCCUUCCAGACCAUCCUGACAGAGAUCUACCGUAUCGUCUCCCAGAAGCAGAUGUCGGAGCGCCAGGAGAGCGACAUGUCGCCUAGCAACAACGUGGUCAACAUCCAGGUGCAGCCCACCGAGAACAAACCAAAGAUGCAGUGCUGUCAGAACAUCUAACCGGGCCACGAUCUGCUGCUCCCUCCUCCCCCACCUCCCCUCCCCCCCUCCAGCUCACAGCCCCUCCCCCCUCAGAGAAUAGACUGCCUCGGCUCGGCGCGGUACUCACCUGUACCCGCCUCCCUCUAGCUCCUCCCCCUCCCCAGGUAACUAUAUCCAGUAUAAGACGAAGUCACCGACGGGUGGCCCCCCCCCAGCAGAGCCCCUGUGUCUCUAUUCGACUGCAGGACAGCAGGCAGCAGGCAUUUCAUAUCACAUUAGAUUUCAUUCCUAUAGAUGCGCUGACAUGUCACGGAAAUGUCUUAAUAUAUGAAUGUGAUUUGUUUUCUUCUCUUCUUGCUCUGUGCUGUUGAUUUCUCCACCUUUUUUAAUAAUCUCUGUCUUUUACCAUAUAUCUACUCUUUAGGUAUAUAUGAAUUUAAAGCACAUGGAAGUUGCUCUGAAGUGUAUUCCUCUAUACAAGCUCCUCCCUGUCGUUUUAGCCCCCCCUCUUUUGUGCAAUGUACUGUUUUGGAAACCACGUGGAUGUACGGAGCGCCGCUGUGCUCCAGUAGUGUCGCACCGUUCCAUCGGAUUGCUGUGAAUAUGAUGCUAGAAUCAUUUACCAAGCUUCAGUUAGCGCCGUGGGAAGGCCGGGUGUUAGCUAGCUAGCAUGUAGCGCUCAGCCUGGCGAGCUUCGGGCGGGUUCGGUCUGGCUUUGCAUGUGUUUUUAAUCGAAGGCUGCGCUGCAUGGUGGAAGACUAAGUGGAACACUACCAUUGCCUUGAGGGUGUGUCGUUUUUAGGAAAGCUGCACACGACUCCUCUACGUUCGGGGUUUCAUGUCGUCCUACAUUAAGUCCCGAUGAGGCUUUGUACACGGAAAGAAUGAACACGCGAUCAUCCAUCGGGCCUUCCUGCUCCAACAUUAAGAAAACGUGUUAAUUUUUGACAUACGAGGGCCGAUCAGAAAGUUCAGAGACUGACCAUGAUGUAAGUGAUGCUCUGCUCCCAGUGCUCCUGCAACACCGUUAACCUCCAACUGAGAUGAGCUGGAUCUUCUAAACGAAACCCUUCAACUUGAAUUUCAUUUUGGGGAGACUGAUUAAAUUGCUAACCUGCUGAAUGGGAUGCUUUAGGUUGUUGUGGCCAAAAAACACUAUUUGGACGUCCACAUGCCACAAUUUAGGUGCUCUGUUCUGAAUGUAGCCCCUCAGGAUAUUACACUGCUGUCAAAAGGCUCAAAGACUGCACCUAUGAAAGUCAAAAAAACACACCUGAUUUCAGUUUUGCCAUCAUCCCUGUUAAAGUGUCUGCUUGUGCAGAGCUGCUCUGCUCCCAGAGCUCCUGCAACAACUGGAACGCUCCCUGGAAGUCCCCAUGCCACAGUUCAGGUGGUUUGUUACGAAUGUAGACCCUCAGAUACUUUGGAUAUUACAGUGCUGUCAAAAAAUUUAAAAAAAAAUCAAAAACCACACUUCAUUUCAAUUUGGUCUCCAUCCCUAUUAAGGUGCUGCUCUGCUCCUAGAGUUCCUGCAACACCUGGAACUCUCCUUGGAUUUCCUCGUGCCACAGGUUUGCUCUGAAUGUACAGUCAGACACCUCAGGACAAUACAGUGCUGUCAAACAUUUGGCUCAGUCUGUGUUUCUAAAAAUCAAAAAACUGAUUUCAAUUUGGCCAUCAUCCCUGUUAAAGGGUCUCCUUGCUCUGCUCCCAGAGCUCCUGCUGCAGUUGUACUACUGUCAAGCACCAUCUGUGAUGAGCUGAGUCUCCUAAAUUAAAACUGUCAACUUGAAUUUCAUUUUACGGAAGAGGAUAAAGUUGGAAUCUGGCAACUGGGAUGGAUGAGAAGCAACGUUUAGGUUGGUGUGGCCAAAAAUCUAUCAUUGGAACGUCCACAUGCCACAGUUCAGAUGGUUUGUUACGAUUGUAGACCCUCAGACACUUUGGAUAUUACAGUGCUGCCAAAAAAUUCAAAGAAUGCGCCUGUAAAGGAAAAAAAAUAUACAUCAAAUUUCAAGUUGGCCACCAUCCCUGAUAAAGUGUCUCCUAGUGCAGUGCUGUUCUGCUCCCAGAGCUCCUGCAACACUCACAACUCUCCCUGGAAGUCCUGUUCUGUCAAACUCAACCUGUGAUGAGCUGAAUGUUACCAACAAAAACUCUUCCACUUGAAUUUCACUUUGGGGAACAGAAAGCAGAGGUCUUGGAGUUUCGUCUGGAACAUGUUUCAGGACCGUGACACGUUUGGAACACGCUUGAAUACAAACAGUCUGAACUUUGUGAUCGACACUCGUAUUUGACUACAACUAUGCAGAAACUGGCUGUUUGGAUUUUAUUCCUUGUGCACUUCUAUAGCAAAUGAAGGAAUUAAAACAGCAGAAGUAGUAUUCCUGUCUGACAUUCCUAAUAAACUCGGUAACUAAUAAUCUGUCAUCUGCAUGGAACCACAGAACCGUAGGAAGUAGAACCGGAGGUCAGAUUUCAUGAGCGUGAAAUUGUCUAAAUGUUGCACUGAACCUUAAUCUAGUAAACACACUCUUAUUUUAUAGGGUUAGAUUAUUUUUCUUUUGCUGGACCUGUUUUUUUUUUUUAUUUGUCGGAUCGCUGCAUAAGAACCAAAACGUGAGGCUGAAUCUCAGAAGUCGGUGAACGGAAGGAACGACGAGCCGGACGGAUUCAGCCACGUUCUCGCCAACUUCUGGUCAUAGUGCCUCCUUCACUUCCUGUUCACCCGCUAAUCGCUCAUCGUCCCAUCACAUAAAGCCUACGUACACCGAGCUGCCUCUGACUUCAACACAACGCAUGGCUUCCUGUGCGACGGCGCCGCGUCGUACCGCCUUACGUAGCUAACAUUCCCAUCGCUGUCCAUGAAACCUGAAGGUUAGACUAGCUGGACCGACGGACUCCAGAGGGUUCUGUUGGACCCGUAGUGCCGUUAAAGCGCCUGAACUCGGUGUGUGUCGUGUGUUUGUGGCUCUGGAGUGUCGGCCGAGGCCUGCUGGCGGCGCCAAUGGCGUUUGAUCGAACAGACGGCGCCGCCAGCCGGGCCUCUCCGGACUCAGCAGUCUUUGGACGAUUCCUUAAUCUGAGAAUCAUUCUGAACCCGUUUCAUGUACCUCCGUUCGUUUCCGUUGUAUUUUUAAGAGCUAUGUUUGAUUUCUUUUUUUUUUUACUAUAUUGAAUUCUAUAACUGACUGUAAUUCCAGUGUAAACACAUAAAACGAGUGAAAUGACGUCAUUUCAAUGAAUCUGGAGGAUUAAAUGUGAGAGGGGGGUCAAAAUGAAUGGUUUUAUGUUUUGUACAGAUUGAUAAAUUGUACAAUUGUGUCUAUAUCUUAAGUUAUCAGUUCAUCUUAAUAAAGCGCACCAGUCAUAAACCUUUA
This is a messenger RNA of Amphiprion ocellaris (clown anemonefish), 4144 nucleotides long. It is a transcript of the gene rab11a, whose product is annotated as RAB11a, member RAS oncogene family. NCBI's taxonomy places the organism in Eukaryota, Metazoa, Chordata, Actinopteri, Pomacentridae. The record is from RefSeq and is a predicted model, not a curated record. Gene Ontology annotation, cellular component: transport vesicle; postsynaptic recycling endosome; axon. Gene Ontology annotation, biological process: neurotransmitter receptor transport, endosome to postsynaptic membrane; exocytosis; melanosome transport. Gene Ontology annotation, molecular function: GTP binding; GTPase activity. The transcript is spliced from 5 exons. Bases 135 to 782 code for a protein of 215 amino acids.